This is a messenger RNA of Periconia digitata, 2916 nucleotides long. Lineage: Eukaryota; Fungi; Ascomycota; Dothideomycetes; Pleosporales; Periconiaceae. The record is from the annotation of a GenBank genome assembly.
CAAGGCCGAAUCAAAUCACGUUUGCGCCCCGGGACGCCUGGACGUAGAUCCGCAUCCUGUCUUCGCCCUCCAGACUUGCGCGUCCAGUGCGCUAUCGUGGUGUCUUCUCCCGUCACCAUGGCGGGCAAGCCCGAGAAGCUGGACCCCGUAUGGGAUCAUCUCGAUAGGACCAUGGGCCAAUUGUUUAUGAUGGGCUUUGAUGGCACAUCCGUCACCCCACACAUCAAGACACUCAUCGAGGAGCACCAUUUGGGCUCCAUUCUGCUGACUGCCAAAAACUGCAAAUCCGCCGAAGAAACUACAAAACUAUGCUAUGAGCUCCAAAAAAUUGCUCACGAUGCCGGUCAUCCGGUCCCAUUGGCCAUUGGUAUCGACCAGGAGAACGGAGGAGUCAACAGCAUCUUCGACGAAAUCUACGUCCGCCAAUACCCAAGCAGCAUGGGCAUCGCAGCAGCCGGCUCCACAGACCUAGCCUUCGAAGUAGCAAAGGCUACAGCUCAAGAGAUAUCUGCAUGCGGCAUCAAUUGGAUAUUCGGGCCAUGCCUAGAUGUACUAACCAACGCGCGGAAUCAACCGCUGGGGGUAAGAACCGCUGGCGAUGACCCCCAGGAAGUGUCGGCGUACGGCGUCGCUUUCAUGAAGGGUUACCAAGAAGCCGGCAUCGUUACUCUGGGAAAACACUUUCCAUCAUAUGGCAAUUUGGAGUUUCUUGGAUCAACUUUGGACGUCCCCAUCAUCACUGAAUCGUUGGAACAACUAAGCCUGAGCGCUCUAGUACCGUUCCGCAACGCCAUCCAAAAGGGACUCGAUGCCAUGAUGGUAGGUGGCUGUGCCAUGUCAUCAGCAGGCCUCAAUGCUAUGCAUGCUUGCCUGUCGGAUCAAGUGGUCGAUGGGCUGCUCCGUAAAGACUUGAACUUUGAUGGCGUCGUCGUUUCCGAGUGUUUGGAGAUGGAUGCUCUUAGUCACAACAUCGGUGUGGGAGGGGGCACUGUCAUGGCUGUCAAUGCUGGGUGUGACAUUGUACUAUUAUGUCGCUCAUAUUCAUUCCAAAUGGAAGCUCUGAAGGGACUCAAGACGGGCAUCGAAAACGUCAUGAUUUCAAAAGACAGGAUCUAUAACUCGCUGCGGCGGGUACUGAAGAUGAAGUCCAAGUGCACAUCCUGGGAGAAGGCUUUACAUCCCCCCGGAAUUAACUAUCUCGAAACACUACAGCCAUCACACACGGCACUUUCAACGAGAGCAUAUAAUGGCUCCAUAUCGGUAGUGCGCGAUAAAAACCGAUUGCUGCCGCUGAGCAACAUUCUCGAUAACGAGGAAGAAUUGCUACUUCUAACACCUCUGGUCAAACCCCUAGCCGCAUCUGCUGCCUCCAAGAUCCUCUCAGAAUCUGCCAAUACCAACUCGCCCGAGCCUGCCGCUUGGGCACAAAGCUCAUCCGUGAUGAGCGGAGAGCGUGUGUUUAGAGAGUUGGGCAGAUCCAUGGCUAGACAGCGGAAUGGCCGCGUGUUGCACACGUCUUACACGGCGAACGGCGUUCGGCCAGUGCACGAGAAUUUGAUCAGCCGGGCCAGUGCGAUUGUCAUUGUAACGGCGGAUGCGAAUCGAAAUCUCUAUCAGUCCGGAUUCACAAAGCACGUGUCGAUGAUUUGCAAUAUGCAGUACACAAUUGGGGGCGAGAAGCGCGAGAAGCCUUUGAUUGUGGUGGCUGUCAGCUCACCAUACGACUUUGCAAUGGAUUCCUCCAUCGGCACGUACAUCUGCACAUAUGAUUUCACCGAGACGGCCUUGAACUCGCUGGUGAAGGUUCUAUUUGGCGAGUUCACACCCACAGGAUCUUUACCUGGAACCAUCAGCAAGAGUCAGAAGCUGCACCCUUCCAAACAGCACUGGCUCGUAGAAGCCUUCAAUGAGGAUCGAGAUGCGAAUGCACUUGACACGCUGAUCACGGCGGUCAUGGAGGGCACACCACCCAACCAACGAUCUGAACUCUCGAGCGCUACGUCAAACUCAUUCAUACUGCAUCAUCAAGAGGUUGAAGAGUCGCACUUUGUAGUGCGCAACAGCAGCACUCAGGCCCUCUAUGGGUUCUGCUCGACGUACUUUUUCAAAUCAACGGGGACGGGCGUCAUCGGCGCGCUGUUUGUGGAUCCGGCGAGAAGGAAGCUCUCGAUCGGGCACUCGUUACACAACAGAGCUAUCAGAACCCUUUUGCAGAAGGAGGGCAUCCGACGAUUCCAGCUCGGAUCCCGGCUGCCCAGCAUCUUUUUGGGGAUCCCCACAGGGCACAACACGGAGCGCAAGCGGCUGCGGUCUUGGUUUGCUAAUCUGGGGUGGAACGCAGCGCUUUCGCGACCCAUUUGCAACAUGGUGGCCCGCAACCUGCAGACGUGGACGCCGCCGGAGGGCAUGGCGAAGAGUCUUGCUGGGGCAGGUUCGCAGUUUGAUCUCGUGUACGGGUGGGACUUUGCGGGACCGAUCCUCGACCACAUCAAGACGAGCAACCGGCAGGGGCUAGCUGAAGUGUACAAGCUUGCUCUGUCGGACCCUACAGCUUGCGGAAUCAUCCGGGCAAAGCGACCGGAUGACGGAGCUCUCGUGGGCACGGUGGUGCUCUACAACCACCAAUCACGACUCUCGGAGUUUAUCCCUCCGCUGAAGGACCUGAACGAGGCAGCAGGGGGCAUCUCGUCACCGGUGAUUUCACCAGGCGUCGGGGAAUACUCGACGCUGUUGCAAGGACUGGUUCUGCUAGGGAUGCGGCAGAUCAAGGCGCAGAGCUGCAAUGCGUGCCUGCUGGACUACAUGGACGGCGACGGCAACUUUGACGGCUUCUCAGCCAUGGGGUUCGAGGUGCUGCACAACUUUGAGGAAGUGAGCUGCGACGCAGCAACGUGGACCAUGAUCCCGCCGUCGUGA